ACAACACUGACUGAUCUCAUUUACUGUGGUUUUAGUUUUUGGGGGAUUUUAGAUUGAGAAAACACGCAGCGUGGAUGUGAGUGUCUGAUGCUUGUGUGUGGGUAAAGUGACGCGCGUGGACUCCAGACUCAGCUGUCUGCGCUUCAUCUGACUCACUGUCGCCUCUGACUGCGCCACGCGCCACAUUCUCCGUCCGCAGGGUUAGGGUUAGCAGCUGCGUCUGGAGAAUGUAGAAACCGAGAAAUGGACUUCAAAUCCGAACUCCUCAAGUCCAUCUGGUACGCGUUCACGUCUCUGGACGUGGAGAAGUGUGGAAAAGUGUCCAAGUCACAGCUGAAGGUGCUGUCCCAUAACCUGUACACGGUGCUGAACAUCCCUCACGACCCCGUGGCUCUGGAGGAACACUUCCAGGACGAUGACGGCGGCCCGGUGUCUAAUCACGGCUACAUGCCCUACCUCAACAGAUACAUCCUGGACAAGGUCAAAGACGGGAUGUUCGACAAGGAGAAGUUUGAUGACCUGUGCUGGAUGAUGACGAUGAAGAAGAACUACAGGGCGGUGCCACAGCUGCUGUCAGAGAGAAGCUGUUUCAAGCUCUUCUGUCUAUUCAACCUUCUGUCAGAGGACACCUAUCCACUGGAGAUGAUCCCAGAGGAGGUGGAAUAUCUGCUGAAGAAGAUCUCCACAGCCAUGAACGUGGAGUGGGACGGGAAGCUGCUGGACGACGUGAUGUCCCAGUGUGCCACAGUGGAGGACGGAACGUCUCUGUGGACGUUCCUGGAGCACGUGAACGCACGGCGGCUGCUGAAGGUGCCGAGCGCCGAGGCCUUCACCGUGGCUCUGAACGACGUCUUUCUGGAGAUGUAUCACGGCGUGUUAAAGAGGGGUUACAUGUGGAAGAAGGGACAUCUGCGCAGGAACUGGACCGAGCGCUGGUUUGUGCUGAAGCCUCAGUCCAUGGAGUACUACGUCAGCGAGGACAUGAAAGACAAGAAGGGAGAAAUCCUGCUGGACAAGACCUGUGUCAUCGAGACUCUCGCAGACAGGGACGGCAAACGCUGUCUCUUCUGUGUGAAGACUCACAACAAAACGUUUGAGAUGAGCGCGGUGGACCAGAGGCAGAAGGUGGAGUGGACUCAAGCUCUUCAGACCGCGCUCCGUCUCCAGCACGAGGGCAAGUCCUCACUUCACCACGACCUCAAACUGAAGCGACGCACGCAGCGUCAGAACAGCCAGCGCGAGCCCAGCCGCGGCAGCCGCGGCAGCUGCGGCAGCCAAUCAGACGAGGCCUCUGACCACCAGCUGGACAAGCUGGAGAAGGAGAGAGACCGACAGGAUCUGGAGAUCGAAAGCAUCAUCCAGCAAGCGCGAGAGUCAGAAACCCUGAGGAGAGAGGCUGAGGAGAAGGAGAGGAGGAGACAGAGGGAGGUGCAGAUGGAGCUGGAGAGACAGCUGAAGGAGGCUGAGAUGUUGAGAGACAGCAUGCAGGCUAAGAUGCAGGUGAAGGAAAAGGAGUCUGAGGAGCAGAAGAAGAGGAUUCAGGAGCUGGAGCUGACGCAGCAGAAACUGGAAGCUGCUCUCAACAUGGAGAUCCAGGCUCGACUGGAGGAGGAGCGAGCUAGACAGGAGCUGGAGAGGCUGCUGCAGGCUGAGGAGGAGAAGAAGCAGCAGUUCCAGCUCCUGAAGGAGCAGCAGGAGGCGCUGCAGAGCCUCAGCACCAAGCAGGAGGCCUCAGAGCAGAGCACGGCGGCCACAGACACGCCCUCUGUGCUCUUCUCAGCCUCCCAGGAGCUGCAGGACCUGCAGGCGUCUCGCCAGAGGAGCCACCAGCACCUGGAGGAGGUUCAGGAGAAGCUGAGGAACGCCAGUCAACACGUGAGACACUGGAACGUCCAGCUGAACCGACUGAUGACGCCCAUCCCUCCUGGAGAGCGCAUGCAACAACGUCCGUCGGUGAGAAAACAGUGUCCUGAACGAGAAGGAGCGCUGGCGAGUAACGAGUUCAUCUCCAAGUUCAAGAACCGGGCCAAUGAGGACGAGCGGACGGUGGAGACGCAGCUGGAGGACACUCACCUGUCCGUCAGAGCGCUCCAACCCAACGGACAAAUGUGACAAAGCAGAGUUUGAAACGGUUGUUUGUGUAAGACUGAGAGAUAAAAACAUUUUAUAUUUACAUAUAAAAUGGGAAACUUUAAAAGCGUAGAGUUUUGUACAAUAAAGCACGUUCAGUGAGCAAUGACA
This is a messenger RNA of Solea solea (common sole), 2241 nucleotides long. RefSeq names its product DEF6 guanine nucleotide exchange factor c (gene def6c). The record is from RefSeq and is a predicted model, not a curated record. Bases 244 to 2112 code for a protein of 622 amino acids. The transcript has 12 exons. Lineage: Eukaryota; Metazoa; Chordata; Actinopteri; Pleuronectiformes; Soleidae. Gene Ontology annotation, cellular component: cytoplasm; nucleus.